CCAGAAAGAUUGUGCCAUGAAUGGUGAUACUCGGGCUGCAGUGGUGACCUCACCACCCCCCACCACAGCCCCUCACAAAGAGAGGUACUUUGACAGGGUGGAUGAGAACAACCCCGAGUACUUGCGAGAGCGGAAUAUGGCACCAGACCUGCGCCAGGACUUCAACAUGAUGGAACAGAAGAAGAGGGUGUCCAUGAUCCUGCAGAGCCCUGCUUUCUGUGAAGAACUGGAGUCAAUGAUACAGGAACAGUUUAAGAAGGGGAAAAAUCCCACUGGCCUGCUGGCCUUGCAGCAGAUUGCAGACUUCAUGACUACAAACGUCCCCAAUGUCUACCCGGCGGCCCCGCAAGGAGGAAUGGCCGCCUUAAACAUGAGUCUUGGGAUGGUGACUCCCGUGAAUGAUCUCAGAGGCUCAGAUUCCAUCGCCUAUGACAAAGGGGAGAAACUGCUUCGGUGUAAGCUGGCAGCGUUUUACAGACUGGCAGACCUUUUUGGAUGGUCUCAACUCAUUUACAACCACAUCACAACCAGGGUGAGCUCCGAGCAAGAACACUUUCUCAUUGUGCCUUUCGGGCUGCUGUACAGUGAAGUGACCGCCUCUAGCUUGGUGAAAAUCAACCUACAAGGUGAUGUGGUGGAUCGUGGCAGCACCAACCUUGGGGUAAACCAAGCAGGUUUUACUCUGCAUUCUGCCAUCUAUGCUGCGCGACCCGAUGCCAAAUGCGUGGUGCAUAUUCACACACCUGCAGGGGCCGCGGUCUCUGCAAUGAAAUGUGGCCUCUUGCCAAUCUCCCCAGAGGCGCUAUCCCUUGGAGAACUGGCAUACCAUGAUUACCAUGGAAUUCUGGUUGAUGAGGAAGAAAAAGUUUUAAUUCAGAAAAAUUUGGGCCCUAAAAGCAAGGUCCUUAUUCUUCGGAACCACGGGCUUGUGUCUGUGGGUGAGAGCGUGGAGGAGGCCUUCUACUACAUCCACAACCUGGUAGUCGCCUGUGAGAUCCAGGUUCGAACUCUGGCCAGUUCAGGAGGACCGGACAACUUAGUCCUCUUGGAUCCUGGGAAAUACAAAGCCAAACCCCGAUCCCCAGGCUCCCCAUCAGGUGAUGGCACCAUCUCACCUCCCCGGUGGCAGAUCGGGGAGCAGGAGUUUGAAGCCCUUAUGCGGAUGUUGGAUAAUCUGGGCUACAGGACUGGCUAUCCCUACCGGUACCCAGCUUUGAGGGAGAAAUCUAAAAAGUUCAGCGAUGUGGAGGUUCCUGCCAGUGUUGCAGGUUACUCCUUUGCUAGUGACGGAGACUCGGGCACUGGCUCCCCUCUCAGACACAGUUUUCAGAAGCAGCAGCGAGAGAAGACAAGAUGGCUGCACUCUGGCCGAGGUGACGAUGCUCCCGAGGAAGGGCCCAACGGCAGCAGCCCCAAGUCGAAGACUAAGGUGUGGACGAACAUUACACACGAUCACGUGAAACCCUUGCUGCAGUCUCUCUCGUCCGGUGUCUGCGUGCCAAGCUGUAUUACCAACUGCUUGUGGACUAAGGAGGAUGGACAUAGAAGCUCCGCCUCUGCCGUUCCUAACCUGUUUGUCCCAUUGAACACUAACCCCAAAGAGGUCCAGGAGAUGCGGAACAAGAUCCGAGAGCAGAACCUGCAAGACAUUAAGACGGCUGGGCCGCAGUCCCAGGUUCUGUGUGGCGUGGUCAUGGACAGGAGCGUGGGCCAGGAUGCGCCCCUCUCUGACUGCACGGAAACAAUCGAAGGGCUCGAGCUCCCAGAGCAGACCUUUAGCCCCGCUAGAGCUCGCCCUGUUAGAAAGGGGGAACUGGUGACUGCCUCAAAGGCCAUCAUUGAGAAAGAAUACCAACCCCACGUCAUUGUCAGCACCACGGGCCCCAACCCCUUCAACACACUCACCGACCGCGAGCUGGAGGAGUACCGCAGGGAAGUGGAGCGCAAGCAGAAGGGCCCAGAAGAGAAUCUGGAUGAACUCGAGGCCCAAGAAGAUGGUGAGAAGGUGCCUCCUGAGGACCUAGCUGGCCCCCACACUCCUCCCACCACCCCUGUCAAGUCGGAGGAAGACCAGCCCCAGGAGCCAGUGUCUACAGGUGACAGUGAUGCCACCACCUUGAAGCUGACUCUCCCCAACCUGUCCCUGGACGAGCCUUCAGAAGCGCUGGACUCCCAGAUGCUGGAUAGGGAGGCCCCUCAUGGCCCUCCCAGCUCCCCUGAGGUGACCAGCCCCAAGCCCGCCCUGAUAGCCGAUGAGGCUGCCUCCCCAGCUGUGGAGGAAGGGGUCACUGCGGACCCUGGCAGUGACGGGUCUCCAGGCAAGUCCCCAUCCAAAAAGAAGAAGAAGUUCCGCACCCCCUCCUUCCUGAAGAAGAGCAAGAAGAGGGGAGACUCCUGAAGGCCCAUCAGCAGCCUCAGCCAGUCCCUGUGUGUCCUGUGCGUGUCUUGUGUCACGGAAUGCACCCCGUCCCUGUAGUGAGAUCCUCUCUAGAUGGGUGCUGAGCUUAUGUGUAGUCAAGACUGGGGCCCUACCCCACAGCACCAGCAACUCCUAUCCAUGUGCACCCCAGAGCUGCCCCCAUAUUCUGAAACCUAGCUUGGCCCCUACCCCUUCCUGUGCUGCACUGGCCCCACUCUGUUGGGCUCCUUUCACCAUGAGGUCUCAGGCUGACCUGGGGCUUCUUGUGGGCAUUGGGCCAUGGGUAGCCUGCAGAGCCAGGCAGGAGCUGUAGCACAAGACCAGCCUGUGGCCCAGCAUGGCCUUGCUCAGCUGUUGACCUGUACUCCACAAAUCCCCGCUUCCUCACAGGCCUCUGGAUUCCCGGCAUGGAGGGACAGCAGGAUGGGGCAUCCCUCUGAGAAUUUUCUUUAGCUUGCCUUGCCUGGGACCACCCCGCCCACACACUUCUCUGUCCAUUCCUCCUUGCAGCUGCUGCCACCAGACACGCAUGGGUUGGGGGUGUGUGGAGUGUGCCCGUUAUCGGGAAGCCCC
Molecule: messenger RNA, 2992 nt
Organism: Suncus etruscus (white-toothed pygmy shrew)
Lineage: Eukaryota; Metazoa; Chordata; Mammalia; Eulipotyphla; Soricidae
Gene: ADD1
Product: adducin 1
Exons: 15
Coding region: 17-2398 (793 amino acids)
Biological process (GO): barbed-end actin filament capping; positive regulation of adherens junction organization; positive regulation of establishment of endothelial barrier
Cellular component (GO): cytoskeleton; focal adhesion; plasma membrane
Molecular function (GO): actin filament binding
Source: RefSeq, a predicted model, not a curated record